ACAUGGAAUUUGGACUUUUCCUGAACAACUGAAGCGGAGCUUUCCCAGCCCAGGAGAGCACCAUGGAUGGUGAACCACGGGGCAGCAACGGCAGGAAGCCCCCGAGGCUGGGAGACUCUCCGGACGUCAGGCUCCUUUCCAACCCAUUGAUGGGGGAUACUGUGUCUGAUUGGUCUCCUGUGCAUGAAGCAGCCAUUCAUGGACGUCUGCUGUCUUUGAGGAACCUCAUCAGCCAGGGGUGGCUUGUGAACCUCGUCACGGCAGAUCGUGUGUCCCCGCUCCAUGAAGCCUGUCUCGGAGGUCAUCCCUCCUGUGCAAACAUUUUAUUAAAGCAUGGAGCUCAGGUGAAUGGUGUUACUACAGACUGGCAUACUCCCUUGUUUAAUGCUUGUGUCAGCGGCAGCCUGGACUGUGUGAAUUUGCUUCUGCAGCAUGGAGCCAGUCCCCACCCCGAGAGUGAUCUGGCGUCCCCCAUGCAUGAAGCUGCUAAGAGAGGCCACGUGGAGUGCAUUGAGUCUCUUGUGGCUCAUGGGGGCGACGUUGACCGUAACAUCAGCCACCUGGGCACACCGUUAUAUUUGGCUUGUGAAAAUCUGCAGGUGGCCUGUGCCAAGAAGCUUCUGGAAUCAGGAGCGAGCGUGAAUCAAGGCCGGGGGCUGGAUUCCCCUCUGCAUGCGGUGGCCAGGGCGUCCAGUGGGGAGCUGGCCUGCCUGCUCAUGGACUUUGGAGCAGACACCCAGGCCAGGGAUGCUGAAGGCCACCGUCCCUUGGAGCUGGUGCCUCCAGAGAGCCCCCUGAGCCAGCUCUUCUUGCAGAGAGAAGGGCCCCCUUCUUUGAUGCAGUUAUGCCGCCUUAGAAUUUGGAAGUGCUUUGGGAUCAAGCAGCAUCGUAAGAUCACCGGACUCAGCCUCCCUGAGGAGCUGAAAUGGUUUCUCCUCCACAUUUAAAUGUGUCAAGGGAAUGGCGUCACAAACAACAGACAAACGUUAUCGAGUGUUGAGGCCACUGGGAUUUUAAAAUAAAGGGAGGUUUAU
Molecule: messenger RNA, 1034 nt
Organism: Physeter macrocephalus (sperm whale)
Lineage: Eukaryota; Metazoa; Chordata; Mammalia; Artiodactyla; Physeteridae
Gene: ASB9
Product: ankyrin repeat and SOCS box containing 9
Exons: 7
Coding region: 63-947 (294 amino acids)
Biological process (GO): intracellular signal transduction; positive regulation of protein catabolic process; protein ubiquitination
Molecular function (GO): protein binding
Source: RefSeq, a predicted model, not a curated record